AUGUUGGCUGUCCAGAAUAUGAAAGUUGGCGUCUUCCUUUUGUGGUGGGGAUGGGUUUGGGCCACUGAAAGCAGAGUGCACUGGCGAGGAAGAGAAGUACAAGAGAUGUCUAAGAAAGGCAGAAAGCCCUCCGCCACACGGGCUGGUGCACACGACGACCAGAAAGGAAAGGGGAGCCCAAUUCUGAAGCGAAGCCCUGAUAUCACCAAAUCGCCACUGACCAAGUCAGAGCAGCUUCUGAGGAUAGACGACCAUGAUUUCAGCAUGAGGCCCGGCUUCGGAGGUCCGGCCAUUCCUGUCGGUGUGGAUGUGCAGGUGGAGAGCUUGGACAGUAUCUCAGAGGUCGACAUGGACUUCACGAUGACCCUCUACCUGAGGCACUACUGGAAGGACGAGAGGCUGUCCUUCCCGAGCACCAACAACCUCAGCAUGACGUUUGACGGCCGGCUAGUGAAGAAGAUCUGGGUCCCCGACAUGUUUUUCGUGCACUCCAAGCGCUCCUUCAUCCACGACACCACCACGGACAACGUCAUGCUGCGGGUCCAGCCGGACGGGAAAGUUCUCUACAGCCUCCGGGUUACAGUGACUGCAAUGUGCAACAUGGACUUCAGCCGAUUUCCCCUGGACACACAAACGUGCUCCCUUGAAAUUGAAAGCUAUGCCUACACGGAGGACGACCUCAUGCUGUACUGGAAAAAAGGCAACGACUCCUUAAAGACAGAUGAGCGGAUCUCGCUCUCCCAGUUCCUCAUUCAAGAAUUCCACACCACCACUAAACUGGCUUUCUACAGCAGCACAGGCUGGUACAACCGUCUGUACAUUAACUUCACGUUGCGACGCCACAUCUUCUUCUUCUUGCUCCAAACUUACUUUCCUGCCACCCUGAUGGUCAUGCUGUCCUGGGUGUCCUUCUGGAUCGACCGCAGAGCUGUGCCCGCCAGAGUCCCUUUAGGUAUCACCACCGUGCUGACCAUGUCCACCAUCAUCACGGGCGUGAACGCCUCCAUGCCCCGCGUCUCCUACAUCAAGGCGGUGGACAUCUACCUCUGGGUCAGCUUCGUGUUCGUGUUCCUGUCGGUGCUGGAGUACGCAGCCGUCAACUACCUGACCACUGUGCAGGAGCGCAAGGAGCGGAAGCUGCGCGAGAAGCUUCCUUGCACCUGUGGAAUACCCCAGCCACGCGGGGUCAUGCUGGACGGCAGCUACAGUGACGGGGAGGUUAAUGACCUGGGCAACUACAUACCGGAGAAUGGAGAGAAGCCAGACAAGAUGAUGGUGCAGCUGACCUUGGCCUCGGAGAGGAGCUCCCCUCAGAGGAAAAGCCAGAGGAGCAGCUAUGUGAGCAUGAGGAUCGACACCCAUGCCAUUGAUAAAUACUCCAGGAUAAUUUUUCCAGCGGCAUAUAUUUUAUUCAAUUUAAUAUACUGGUCUAUUUUCUCAUAA
Neomonachus schauinslandi (Hawaiian monk seal) is the source of this 1443-nucleotide messenger RNA. RefSeq names its product gamma-aminobutyric acid type A receptor subunit rho1 (gene GABRR1). The record is from RefSeq and is a predicted model, not a curated record. NCBI's taxonomy places the organism in Eukaryota, Metazoa, Chordata, Mammalia, Carnivora, Phocidae. Gene Ontology annotation, molecular function: extracellular ligand-gated monoatomic ion channel activity; GABA-A receptor activity; neurotransmitter receptor activity. The coding region runs from base 1 to 1443 and encodes 480 amino acids. Gene Ontology annotation, biological process: nervous system process; regulation of membrane potential; monoatomic ion transmembrane transport. The transcript is spliced from 12 exons. Gene Ontology annotation, cellular component: neuron projection; GABA-A receptor complex; synapse.